This is a messenger RNA of Didymodactylos carnosus, 1080 nucleotides long. The record is from the annotation of a GenBank genome assembly. Lineage: Eukaryota; Metazoa; Rotifera; Eurotatoria; Philodinida; Philodinidae.
AUGUUACUAAGCAUUCGAACACAGGACGACAAUCGUCAAAAAAAGGAAAAUUUUAUAUUAAAAUCGCGUUCUAUCGUUAAGACAUCUAAACUUUCAUCUUCUUUAUUAUCAUCUAUUCCAUUAUCACCAUUACCUAAAAUUGAUAUUAUUUUGCCAGUUCUAGUCUUUGCAUGUAAUCGUCCGCGUGCACUACAACAACAUGUUGAAGCGUUAAUAAGUAUACGAAAAAAUCAAGAAUUAAAUCCAAUUAUAAUAAGUUUAGACUGUGAUGAUCGAGAUACAGUUAGUGUUGCUCAACAAUUUGGUACAAAAAUCAAAAAAAUUAUCAAACAACCCGAUCUCAGUGAAAUAAUUAUAGCAGAAAAAGAUCGACAUAUGCUUGGCUAUUAUAAAAUUGCUCGCCAUUAUUUAUAUACGUUAAAUUAUGUUUUUAAUGAAUUAAAUUAUGAUGGUGUCAUCAUUACAGAAGAUGAUUUAGAAGUAUCACCAGAUUUUUUAGAUUAUUUUAUGGCACUUUAUCCAUUAUUAGUCUAUGAUAAAACACUUUGGUGUGUUUCAGCCUGGAAUGAUAAUGGUUUGGUAAAUAAAAUAAUUCGUGAACCAACUUUAUUACAUCGAACGGAUUUUUUUCCUGGUCUAGGAUGGAUGUUGACAAAAUCCUUAUGGAAUGAAAUUAAAGGAGGCUGGCCAAAAUCUUAUUGGGAUGAUUGGAUGAGAUUACCGGCACAACGAAAAAAUCGUUCAUGUAUUCGACCUGAAAUAUCACGAACGGCAAUUUCAUUUCAUGGUCAGAAGGGAGUGAGUAAUGGUCAACAUUUUGAUCGAUAUUUGAAAAAAAUUGUUAAAAACAUGGAUAUGGUAAAUUGGAAGAAGAUUGAUAUCAGUUAUUUGUUGAAGGAUCGAUAUGAUGUUUCAUUUCGAGAACGUGUCAAUUCUUGUAAAAUUAUAACAGUAUCCGAUCUGAAUCAUUUAUCUACUAUACUAUGUGCACGUCUUAUAUAUAAUUCAAAUCAAGAAUUUGUUGCAAUUGCUAAUACGUUAGAAAUAAUGAAUGAUUUAAAAGUAAGUGAAAAUAUUUGA